AUGCCUUCUCUUCUCUCGGUCGCGCGGACCUUGCCCUCUCGCUCCCGGAGGUCUUCAACCUCAUCAUCCGAUGCUUCAGAGGAACCGGCAGGGUCCAAGUCAAACGGCGUCAAGAUUGCGACAAACGUCGUGAACAGCAACGGCACCGGCGUAAAGGAUGCCGACACCGACACGGCCAGCCCACCUGAGGAGCCUGAGGAUGCGGACCCAUGCAAGCCAGGCAUGAAGACGGGUAUCAAAGACCUAUACUCCGGUAAAGAAGACAAGAAGGGCCGCUACCAAUGGCAAGACAUCAUUCCAGACGAUCUAGGUGUCGCAGUAGAGAACGACAAGACUGCCAAAUGGGCGCUGCUGGUCCGCCAUGUAAAGGUCUAUGGUGAUGCCUCCAAGGUCCUUGCUAUCCACUCCAUAGUCGUGCAGAGUCCUCUACUCAAGAAGCUGUUAGGUGGUGUUCUGAAGGGUUACCCCGGUAUUACAGCCGAUCUGAAUCGCCUUGAGUUUUCCGGCAAGUUCGAGCCUUUAAUCCACCGAUGGGCGGAGCUUCAGAGCGCUAUCUCCAAGGUCAGCGAUGCGACUGAGGAGGAGCGGAUGACUAAGGAGCACGCUGAUCUUCUGCUGGACAUCCUGGUCAAGGAAUUCAAAGAUCUUAUCGACACAUCCCAGGACAUGAUAAGCAAGCGCGUCAUGACUUACGAGCAUCUAUGGACCCUCUUUCAACCAGGCUCGAUCCUCUUCACGCGCCAGGAUGGUCAAGAGACGGCGCUGCAGCUUCAGAGCACCCGAUAUGGUCAAGAUUCUGGAGGAAAUCCCUGCUUCUGGGUUGUUGGCAAGUAUGUCGACUGGGACGGAACUGCAUUUGGAUCCAGCCAGAUCAAUCUGUCCAUUGGUUACUACUCUGGAACGCGGCCUAUAAUUCAACUACGAGUGUUUCCACUGAAUUACCAUCCGAAAGUAGAGGAAGUCAAAGAGAGGCUUACCGAGCGGGGAGCCAAGGUCGAAGAGCUAGCUGGUGUCAAUUACAAGGCCUACGACGGCCUGGCAUGGCAUUUUGGAGAGUUUGGAAGCAAGGACAAAUAUCAGAUAAAAGGCCGAAUCGUGAUCGACACCUACGGCUGGAACCGUUUUGACCCUGGUCAUGCCAUCUACACUACUCGCUUCACUAACAAGAAUGCAAUCGAUUCGGAUAGUGAUCUAGAUGAUGAGGACGAGGAUAAUAAUGGACCGCCCGAGCCAGCGCAAUCUGACGACGAAGAUGACUACAUCGAGCCAGGCUACGAUGACUAUUGCGAUGGCAUGCCUCUAGACGGCCAUUUCGCGGAUGAAGAUGAUGCCGCCAAGCGACCGCCGCUGACGAUGGAGCAAAAGCUCAUAUGCACGCCCCUCUUGCGAGGCUACAGCCUGAAAAACAAGUUGUGGCUAAACUUCUUCGUCAACUGUGUCAAGGAGAUUGAGUGGCAGAAGGACGCAUUCGACCGUUUAGUGUUACCCAAAAACCAGAAGGAGCUGAUUCUCGGUUUCACAGAGUCACAGCAGAAGCACCGCGCUGCCUUCGACGACGUAAUUGAGGGAAAGGGCCGGGGCAUGAUCAUCUUGCUGUGCGGUCCGCCUGGUGUAGGUAAGACGCUCACCGCUGAGUCUGUAGCCGAAGAGAUGAAGGUGCCUCUUUACAUGAUGAGCGCGGGAGACUUGGGCCUGGAUCCUCGACGUAUCGAGACAAAGCUCCACGACAUCCUAGAGAUGUGUACGCGGUGGCAUAGCGUCUUGCUGCUUGAUGAGGCAGAUGUGUUCCUUGAAGAACGCUCGCUACAUGAGCUAGAGCGGAACAAACUUGUCUCCAUCUUCCUGCGAGUCCUGGAGUACUUCGAAGGCACCAUGUUUCUGACCACGAACCGCGUCAACACCUUUGAUCCAGCGUUCGCCUCACGCAUUCACAUUUCGCUGAACUACAAGGAGCUCUCAAUCGCGUCGCGUCGCACGGUUUGGAAGAACUUCUUGGAGAACUCGCCACAGGAACACGUCAUCACAACUGAAGAGCUGGAUGAGCUUGCACGCUUGGAUAUGAAUGGUCGCCAGAUCAAGAACAUCCUCAAGAUUGCGCGACUGCUGGCUACACGUCAAAAUGCCAAGCUCGAUCGCGAGCACAUCAUGACAACGUUGGAGGUCACGCAGCACUUGCACACCGAGAGCCAGGUCACGGAGCGGACUAGGGGCACGCUUUAUGGAUAG
Molecule: messenger RNA, 2226 nt
Organism: Didymosphaeria variabile
Lineage: Eukaryota; Fungi; Ascomycota; Dothideomycetes; Pleosporales; Didymosphaeriaceae
Exons: 4
Coding region: 1-2226 (741 amino acids)
Molecular function (GO): ATP hydrolysis activity; ATP binding
Source: RefSeq, a predicted model, not a curated record